AUGCUCGGCCUUCUCGACUCUCUCGGCCCAGCGAUUUUGCUCCUCGGGCUGCUUGGCGGCGGGCUCGUCCUCGCCCUGGCCGUCUCGAGCCCAGGCGACGGCCACCGUGGGCUCGAUCACCAGAACGUUUUCGGGGACGCCCGCGCGCUUUUCGAUCUCGCCGAGCAGCGCGCGCACCGUGCCCAGCUCGAGGGCGUCACCCUUCGUGAUCUGCUCGCAGCUCAUGACCGCGCGCUGCUUGGCGAGCUCGGCGCGCCUAGGUGCCCCGCUAGCCUGGUCUACACGUGCGCCAGCCAGUCUACGUUGGCCGGCUUGUGGAACUUGCAGUCCUGCUCGUCCGUGAUUUGUGGGACUCGAGGAUUCCUCAGGAAAUCCUUGGGGCCCUUUUCUAAAGAAUCCAUCGUACCC
Prorocentrum cordatum is the source of this 408-nucleotide messenger RNA. NCBI's taxonomy places the organism in Eukaryota, Dinophyceae, Prorocentrales, Prorocentraceae. The record is from the annotation of a GenBank genome assembly.